CCUCCUUCGAUCUAGUUCCCUUUUCUUAAGGUGGCUCCUCGAGGCCUGACUUUCUUUCCUAGAUUGCGCCCCGAGGGAGCCUAAUUUGCUACUAAAUGUGCUUCCGCAGUCACUUAACGGUACAAAACUGAAACCAAAGCCAAUCGAAACAAAGGAAACACUUCCCCGAAUCCUUUCGGCAGAUGUACCGAAAAAAAGCGGCGCUGUGCCCCGGAAACGGAAGUGUAUCCUCUUUAGAAAGGCUGGACUACGCCGAGUGAUGACGUCUCCUCAUGGGCGGAAGAGUUCCUCAUAAGCACAUUUUAAAGUCUUCAAGAUGGUUCUAGCAGACCUUGGAAGAAAAAUAACAUCAGCAUUACGCUCAUUGAGCAAUGCCACCAUUAUCAAUGAAGAGGUAUUAAAUGCUAUGCUAAAAGAAGUAUGUACAGCAUUAUUAGAAGCGGAUGUUAAUAUUAAACUAGUGAAGCAACUAAGAGAAAAUGUUAAGUCUGCUAUUGAUCUUGAAGAGAUGGCAUCUGGUCUUAACAAAAGAAAAAUGAUUCAACAUGCUGUCUUUAAAGAACUCGUGAAGCUUGUGGACCCUGGAGUUAAAGCAUGGACACCCACUAAAGGAAAACAGAAUGUGAUUAUGUUUGUUGGAUUGCAAGGGAGUGGUAAAACAACAACAUGUUCAAAGUUAGCAUAUUAUUACCAGAGGAAAGGUUGGAAGACCUGCUUGAUAUGUGCAGACACAUUUAGAGCAGGGGCUUUUGACCAACUAAAACAGAAUGCUACUAAAGCAAGAAUUCCAUUCUAUGGAAGUUACACCGAAAUGGAUCCUGUAAUCAUUGCUUCUGAAGGUGAGAAAUUCAAAAAUGAAAAUUUUGAAAUUAUUAGUGAUACAAGUGGCCGCCACAAACAAGAAGACUCGUUGUUUGAAGAAAUGCUUCAAGUUGCUAAUGCAAUACAACCUGAUAAUAUUGUUUUGAUGGAUGCCUCCAUUGGUCAGGCUUGUGAAGCCCAGGAGGCUUUUAAAGAUAAAGUAGAUGUAGCCUCAGUAAUAGUGACAAAACUUGAUGGUCAUGCAAAAGGAGGUGGUGCACUCAGUGCAGUUGCUGCCACAAAAAGUCCAAAUUUCAUUGGUACAGGGGAACAUAUAGAUGACUUUGAGCCUUUUAAAACGCAGCCUUUUAUCAGCAAACUUCUGGGUAUGGGUGACAUUGAAGGACUGAUAGAUAAAGUCAACGAGUUGAAGCUAGAUGACAAUGAAGCACUCAUAGAGAAGUUGAAACAUGGUCAGUUUACGUUGCGAGACAUGUAUGAACAAUUCCAAAAUAUCAUGAAAAUGGGACCGUUCAGUCAGAUCUUGGGGAUGAUCCCGGGUUUUGGAACAGAUUUUAUGAGCAAAGGAAAUGAACAGGAGUCAAUGGCAAGGCUUAAGAAAUUAAUGACAAUAAUGGAUAGUAUGAAUGAUCAAGAAUUGGACAGUACAGAUGGUGCCAAGGUUUUUAGUAAGCAACCAGGAAGAAUCCAAAGAGUAGCACGGGGAUCAGGCGUGUCAACAAGAGAUGUUCAGGAGCUUUUGACACAAUAUACCAAGUUUGCACAGAUGGUAAAAAAGAUGGGAGGUAUCAAAGGACUUUUCAAAGGAGGUGACAUGUCUAAGAAUGUGAGCCAAUCACAGAUGGCAAAAUUGAAUCAACAAAUGGCCAAAAUGAUGGAUCCAAGAGUUCUUCAUCACAUGGGUGGCAUGGCAGGACUUCAGUCAAUGAUGAGGCAGUUUCAACAGGGUGCUGCUGGCAAUAUGAAAGGCAUGAUGGGAUUCAAUAAUAUGUAAAGAAGAUGCCUUAAUAUAAACUGACUUGAUUGAUUACUUUAUUUGCUGAGACCUCAGAGUUUUCCCUCCUUUUUGCAAAUAGGGAAAAAAAGAGUAUUUUUCUUGCCCUCUUUUUCUUUUUCUUUUCCGCCUCUUCUUUUUCCUUUCUUUCUUCUUCUCUCCCUUCUUUUGAUAUAAGGGAGGAAUAUAUGGUUUUUGUGAAAAUCAUUAUAUUUCUGUUUGGAAAUUUUUCUUUAGUUUUCAUCAUUUUAACACCUCUUAAGUUAAACAAAUCAUGAUGUAAAAUUUUAGUACUUAAAGGUUUUUAAUUGUCUCAAAGGCCAAGCAUUACAUUUGUAAACAGUCCUGGUCAGUAAAGUUACAUGAUGUCUCAAUAAAAGUGCUGUAAAAUAAAAUUCAAAAUGGUUAUAAGUUAA
Messenger RNA from Sciurus carolinensis (gray squirrel), 2232 nucleotides. RefSeq names its product signal recognition particle 54 (gene Srp54). Gene Ontology annotation, molecular function: GTPase activity; endoplasmic reticulum signal sequence receptor activity; 7S RNA binding. Gene Ontology annotation, cellular component: signal recognition particle, endoplasmic reticulum targeting; cytosol. NCBI's taxonomy places the organism in Eukaryota, Metazoa, Chordata, Mammalia, Rodentia, Sciuridae. The record is from RefSeq and is a predicted model, not a curated record. Gene Ontology annotation, biological process: SRP-dependent cotranslational protein targeting to membrane; SRP-dependent cotranslational protein targeting to membrane, translocation.